CUGCAUGAUUUGUUUUUCAGACUCUAUUUUCACAUCAACUUCUUAUGUUUUGCUGUGUGAGUUGGGGAACUGUUCUGUGAGCAACCUACCAUUUGAUAUCAAAGGACAACUUGUUUUUUCAGCCUUUUUUUGAAGGAAAUCUAUUUUCUUUUUUUUCCUAAAAAGUAAGAGAGCAGCUUUAUUCCAGGUAUCCAGGCGAACCUUCAGUCAGACCAGCCAGCCAUGCCAGCGCAGUGUGUGACGGAGUGUGUGAGCAGGCGAUGGAUCCCGGCUGUGUGUCUCCUGGUGGCCUUGCUGGGCUCCCUCCUGCUGGCGGCCCUCACGAGGCAGCAGCUACGAAGUGUCACCAUAAGCAAGAGGGAACUUUCCACCAAUAGCAUGGGUUCGUCUUCAAGUACACUUUCCCAAGUGCGUCUGGUGAACGGGCGUCACCGGUGCGAGGGCCGGGUGGAGGUGCAGCACAACGACACCUGGGGCACGGUGUGUGACGACGACUGGGACAUGGUGGAUGCCAACGUGGUGUGCCGCCAGCUGGACUGCGGCAUGGCCAUGGCCGUGGGAAGCAGCUCCCAGUUCGGCCAGGGCGCCGGGCCCAUCCUGCUGGACAACGUGGACUGCAAGGGGGGGGAGAACGACCUGGGCCAGUGCGGGAGUCUGGGGUGGGGGAUUCACAACUGCUACCACUACGAGGAUGUGUCUGUCACCUGCAAAGACACAUCAGUGCUGGACUCAAGAGGCAUUAUGGAACCCACCACACCUUCUAAGAGAAACUCUGGACUGAGAGAUGGCACCAUCCGCCUAAUUGGUGGGCUGGACUCGUGCCAAGGCCGGGUGGAGGUCUACUACCGGGGCAGCUGGGGCACGGUGUGUGACGACGACUGGGGCCUGAGUGACGCCGGGGUGGUGUGCCAGCAGAUUGGCUGUGGCAACGCCGUCUCCGCUACCACCAACGCCUUCUUCGGCUACGGCACAGGCCUCAUCCUGCUGGACAACGUCAACUGUAACGGCUACGAGAGCCAGCUGACCAGUUGCUACAGCCUAGGCUGGAGCAUCCACAACUGUGGCCAUCAUGAGGAUGCUGGAGUCAUCUGUUCUGGUUCUGGGUCCACCACUGUGCCCCUGAUGAACACCGAUCCGUUAGGCGGGAGGGGAUUCUUCUGGACUGACAGCACUCCAGGAGUGACAGAUGGCACUGUGCCUGUUACUGGGACCACAACGAAGGCUACAACGACUGCUAUGACAACCAAAGAACAGCCCUCUAUCCGCUUGGUGAACGGGGGGAACAACACCUGCCAGGGCCGCGUGGAGGUCUACCACAACAACGUGUGGGGGACGGUCUGCGACGACGACUGGGACCUAGCCAACGCCCAGGUGGUGUGUAGGCAGCUGGGCUGUGGCCCGGCCAUCGCGGCCAAGGUCCUGGCCUACUUUGGCUACGGAUCCGGCCCCAUCCUGAUGGACAACGUGGACUGCAGUGGCAACGAGGGGGAUCUGACCGAGUGCUUCAAUCUGGGCUGGGGGCAGCACAACUGCGGCCACCACGAGGACGCGGGAGUCAUCUGUGCACCCGUUGACAUCCUGGAUGGAGGUGGACGGGACUUUUAUGUGACGCAGACGAUGCCCACCCCCCCGCCCCCCAGCGAAGGACAAGUGAGGCUGGUCGGCGGGCAGCAUCGAUGCGAGGGCCGGGUGGAGAUGUUCUCGAGGGCGGCGUGGGGCACGGUGUGUGACGACGCCUGGGACCUCCCCGACGCCCAGGUGGUGUGUCGCCAGCUGGGGUGCGGGCCGGCUGCCGCAGCCAGGAUCGAGGCCUUCUUCGGGCCCGGCGCAGGCACCAUCCUCCUGGACAAUCUCAAGUGUACCGGUGCGGAGGGCUCGCUCCAGCAGUGCUCCCACAUAUCCUGGAACGUGCACAACUGUGACCACACUGAAGACGCUGGGGUCACCUGCUCACUGUCGUGAUUCCAGCCACGCCACCCUCCCCCUCCCCUGCCUCUGGGAGGGGCGGGGCCAACACCCAGGACUUGUAUACAUUAUGUAAAUAACAGCUCACCCAACACAUCUUACAAUAAUAAUAUUUGAUACUUAGUUUAUCUAUUCCUAUUAAGCACUUUAUAAAUAUAUGCAUAUAUAUAUAUAUAUAUGAUAUAAAAUACACUGCACACAUUUUUUGGGGGGGGGGAGAGAUAACAAGUGGAAACUAAAGUUUCAAACAGACUCUCUGUAUAUCUCUUCUUUUAUUUUGCCAAGAUGCUAAAAUAUUUACCACUCAUACCAGCCACAUGGUUGAUAGUUCUUUGAUGGUUAAGUAAGGUAGGCUGGAUCAAGCUCAUUUAUAAUUCAGUGUGGAGAUAAAAUAGCUUCCUCCCACUAUCCUUUGCUCAGCAACACAAACAGCCAUAGGAUGCAAGCUGAGCAACAACAACCAGAAUCUUCAAGAGGCCUGUUAGCUGUGUAGGAACUGCUUGCUUCAGGUCAAAUCUCUUGUUCACUUUACCUCCGCCAGUGGAAAGAUAGUUUUCUUGGCCCUUUCCUUUGCUACAAGCAUGCGCUUCCCAUAUAAACUAGCUCUCUCAAUUUAUUUUGGAAGAGAACUGGGUGUGUUGAUCAUAGGGACCUCCAAAUCCUCAGACAAUUCUAAGACCUUUCAUCUGGGAAUGCUAGUUUCCAAUUGUCUUGUGUCUAUAACAGCAUAUUUGUUUUAUGUGUUUAGUCAAAUGUUUGGUUUUCUAAAAUACGUCAAAUUACUGUUGUAUCUCUCACACAAUGCUGUUUCAGUAGUAGGGCAAAUGAUCUAAGCUUUACUGCCUUAUUAUGGAAUGAGUGGUGUCUUGUCCAUUUCUGUUAUGGUUGACUACAGGGUGUAUAUUACAUAUAGUCUUGGCAUGAAAGAGAAGAAGUGUGUGUAUGUGUUUAUGGAACUGUGUAUAUGUGUGCAUUUGUAUAUGUAUGUAAACAUUAAAUUACCUGCUUACUUUGGGGAAAGUGCUUGUUACAGAAAUCCAUCAUUUUCAAUUAUUAAAUCAAGUCUUCAAUGAAAUCCUGUUCUGUUUAAACAAUCUAUCUUAAUAUACAUGUGAAAUGAUGAUUAGGACAUGUUUAUUAUACCUUAUUGCCAUAAGUGAGAUUGAGAGGAAGAGCACACAAAUUGAAUAAAUCCAAGAAACUUUAUGACUUGAGUCCACAGCAUCGCCACUCAUGGCACAGCAAUUCUCAGGUUCAAAAAAGUGCCCUCAGGCAAGGGAGCAAUAUAGUGAUAUGAAAUCAGUCAUCUGUGUGUGUGGCGGCCAUUGCAGGAUCCCCACCACUGGAAAACAGUUUGAUGUACUUGGUGCAAAUAUAAUGUAAACUGUAGUUCUAGUAGCUUAACCCUCUUUCCUCUGCCAUGCUGGGUGAAAAUGUCUAGAAAUGUAGCAAUGGUGUUGAGCAUCUUAUCCACUGACUUCAAUGUUAAGC
Molecule: messenger RNA, 3456 nt
Organism: Osmerus eperlanus (European smelt)
Lineage: Eukaryota; Metazoa; Chordata; Actinopteri; Osmeriformes; Osmeridae
Gene: ssc4d
Product: scavenger receptor cysteine-rich domain-containing group B protein
Exons: 12
Coding region: 223-1962 (579 amino acids)
Cellular component (GO): membrane
Source: RefSeq, a predicted model, not a curated record